Molecule: messenger RNA, 12828 nt
Organism: Coregonus sp. 'balchen'
Lineage: Eukaryota; Metazoa; Chordata; Actinopteri; Salmoniformes; Salmonidae
Source: the annotation of a GenBank genome assembly
GGUUGUUCUACCAUGGACACAGAGAUGAUACCAAAAUUUACUUCAAAAGACGAGGAGAUUGACUACUGGAAGGCCUUAUCCCUCACGUAUAAGAAAAGGUAUGUUCAUGUCAACUGGUCUAGGCUAAUCAUAGCUCAUUUAACAAAAUCCUUGAUUAACAAAUGAUUUAUUAUAUGUGGUCAAACAUUGAAUUUCAGAAGAUCAUAUUCAACGGUUUGUCAUUGUAUCUGUUGAACUACUCUCCUCCACAUACAUUUUCCAGAUUGUGCCUAGCUUGAGUUUCAGUAUUUCACUUUGAUGCGUCCUCUCAGUAAUAUAAUUAUCCAUGCACAGAAAACCACAUGGCUUGCUCUGCUCUCGGCUCUGUUACAUAAAGCAAAGCUUAUGUUUGCUCAUAACGCUGGAAGAUUAAUAACAAGGUUAUGUCAUAACAGUCAUGUGAUCAUCUGACACGUGACCUGUUCCUCUAUAGGCCUUUGUUAACGUUACCAUCGACACAGAAAGCAGUGGAUUCAUUGGCCUAGAUUAUGCCUUGUUUGUUUAGGCCUAGUUGUUCUUAGUGCUGGGUUGUAAUCAUUAGUGCACACCGUAGCAAAACGCGUUGUAACGGAAAACAUUUUGCAAGGAAGAUUUGCGUUUCUUAUUGUACUGGUUCAGGUAGUAGCCUACCUCCCUGUUUCAGUGCGUUUUCUUCCGUUUGGUUACUAUUGAAUACGUCUCUGGUGUCACUUUUUCAGAUAUCCUGUAUCCAGCAGGGUGUUCUAGAAGAAUGAACCUUUAUUUUUGUCACAGUCAGACCUAUAGACUACUACCCUUCCUUCCUUCCCAUAGGCACUGAACAGACUAGAGUAAGAUCUUUGUCAUAGAUGAGACCGCUAAGAUCAGUGGAAUGGACACACACACAUACACACUACUUACAAACAGCAUUGUACUGACUGCAAUCACUCACCUUUGCAGCAAACAAGUUUAGAUCCUCUGUUACAUAAUGGCAAGACACACACUGCCAAGUUGCAUAAACUCUGUUACUCAGUACGAUAUAGGACUACAGUGUAAACUCUGUUACUAGUUCAGCACGAUAUAGGACCACAGUGUAAACUCUGCUACUAGUUCAUACUGCUAACAUGCUGAGUCUCCCUGUUGGUAUUAAUACUGCUAACAUGCUGAGUCUUCCUGUCUGUUGGUAUUAAUACUGCUAACAUGCUGAGUCUCCCUGUCUGUUGGUGUUAAUACUGCUAACAUGCUGAGUCUCCCUGUCUGUUGGUAUUAAUAUUGCUAACAUGCUGAGUCUCCCUGUCUGUUGGUGUUAAUACUGCUAACAUGCUGAGUCUCCCUGUCUGUUGGUAUUAAUAUUGCUAACAUGCUGAGUCUCCCUGUCUGUUGGUAUUAAUGCUGCUAACAUGCUGAGUCUUCCUGUCUGUUGGUAUUAAUACUGCUAACAUGCUGAGUCUCCCUGUCUGUUGGUAUUAAUACUGCUAACAUGCUGAGUCUCCCUGUCUGUUGGUAUUAAUACUGCUAAAAUGCUGAGUCUCCCUGUCUGUUGGUAUUAAUACUGCUAACAUACUGAGUCUCCCUGUCUGUUGGUAUUACUACUGCUAACAUGCUGAGUCUACCUGUUGGUAUUAAUACUGCUAACAUGCUGAGUCUCCCUGUCUGUUGGUAUUACUACUGCUAACAUGCUGAGUCUCCCUGUUGGUAUUAAUGCUGCUAACAUGCUGAGUCUUCCUGUCUGUUGGUAUUAAUACUGCUAACAUGCUGAGUCUCCCUGUCUGUUGGUAUUAAUACUGCUAACAUGCUGAGUCUCCCUGUCUGUUGGUAUUAAUACUGCUAAAAUGCUGAGUCUCCCUGUCUGUUGGUAUUAAUACUGCUAACAUACUGAGUCUCCCUGUCUGUUGGUAUUACUACUGCUAACAUGCUGAGUCUACCUGUUGGUAUUAAUACUGCUAACAUGCUGAGUCUCCCUGUCUGUUGGUAUUACUACUGCUAACAUGCUGAGUCUCCCUGUUGGUAUUAAUACUGCUAACAUGCUGAGUCUCCCUGUCUGUUGGUAUUAAUACUGCUAACAUGCUGAGUCUCCCUGUCUGUUGGUAUAAAUACUGCUAACAUGCUGAGUCUCCCUGUCUGUUGGUGUUAAUACUGCUAACAUGCUGAGUCUCCCUGUUGGUAUUAAUACUGCUAACAUGCUGAGUCUCCCUGUCUGUUGGUAUUAAUACUGCUAACAUGCUGAGUCUCCCUGUCUGUUGGUAUAAAUACUGCUAACAUACUGAGUCUCCCUGUCUGUUGGUAUUACUACUGCUAACAUGCUGAGUCUACCUGUUGGUAUUAAUACUGCUAACAUGCUGAGUCUCCCUGUCUGUUGGUAUUACUACUGCUAACAUGCUGAGUCUCCCUGUUGGUAUUAAUACUGCUAACAUGCUGAGUCUCCCUGUCUGUUGGUAUUAAUACUGCUAACAUGCUGAGUCUCCCUGUCUGUUGGUAUAAAUACUGCUAACAUGCUGAGUCUCCCUGUCUGUUGGUGUUAAUACUGCUAACAUGCUGAGUCUCCCUGUCUGUUGGUGUUAAUACUGCUAACAUGCUGAGUCUCCCUGUUGGUAUUAAUACUGCUAACAUGCUGAGUCUCCCUGUCUGUUGGUAUUAAUACUGCUAACAUGCUGAGUCUCCCUGUCUGUUGGUAUAAAUACUGCUAACAUACUGAGUCUCCCUGUCUGUUGGUAUUAAUACUGCUAACAUACUGAGUCUCCCUGUCUGUUGGUAUUAAUACUGCUAAGAUGCUGCGUCUCCCUGUCUGUUGGUAUUAAUACUGCUAAGAUGCUGCGUCUCCCUGUCUGUUGGUAUUAAUACUGCUAACAUGCUGAGUCUCCCUGUCUGUUGGUAUUAAUACUGCUAACAUGCAGUCAUCCCUGUGUCUGUUGGUAUCGGUGGUAUCUCUCCCAUACCCAUGGAACUACAGCCUGCAGUCUCUGCUCAGUCUCAGGUCCUGUCCAGAAACAGCCCCGAUCCCCCAGAUCUGAAUUAGUUAGAAAAGUAAGCUACAGUGGGGGAAAAAAGUAUUUAGUCAGCCACCAAUUGUGCAAGUUCUCCCACUUAAAAAGAUGAGAGAGGCCUGUAAUUUUCAUCAUAGGUACAAGUCAACUAUGACAGACAAAAUGAGAAAAAAAAAUCCAGAAAAUCACAUUGUAGGAUUUUUUAUGAAUUUAUUUGCAAAUUAUGGUGGAAAAUAAGUAUUUGGUCAAUAACAAAAGUUUCUCAAUACUUUGUUAUAUACCCUUUGUUGGCAAUGACACAGGUCAAACGUUUUCUGUAAGUCUUCACAAGGUUUUCACACACUGUUGCUGGUAUUUUGGCCCAUUCCUCCAUGCAGAUCUCCUCUAGAGCAGUGAUGUUUUGGGGCUGUCGCUGGGCAACACGGACUUUCAACUCCCUCCAAAGAUUUUCUAUGGGGUUGAGAUCUGGAGACUGGCUAGGCCACUCCAGGACCUUGAAAUGCUUCUUACGAAGCCACUCCUUCGUUGCCCGGGCGGUGUGUUUGGGAUCAUUGUCAUGCUGAAUGACCCAGCCACGUUUCAUCUUCAAUGCCCUUGCUGAUGGAAGGAGGUUUUCACUCAAAAUCUCACGAUACAUGGCCCCAUUCAUUCUUUCCUUUACACGGAUCAGUCGUCCUGGUCCCUUUGCAGAAAAACAGCCCCAAAGCAUGAUGUUUCCACCCCCAUGCUUCACAGUAGGUAUGGUGUUCUUUGGAUGCAACUCAGCAUUCUUUGUCCUCCAAACACAACGAGUUGAGUUUUUACCAAAAAGUUCUAUUUUGGUUUCAUCUGACCAUAUGACAUUCUCCCAAUCCUCUUCUGGAUCAUCCAAAUGCACUCUAGCAAACUUCAGACGGGCCUGGACAUGUACUGGCUUAAGCAGGGGGACACGUCUGGCACUGCAGGAUUUGAGUCCCUGGCGGCGUAGUGUGUUACUGAUGGUAGGCUUUGUUACUUUGGCCCCAGCUCUCUGCAGGUCAUUCACUAGGUCCCCCCGUGUGGUUCUGGGAUUUUUGCUCACCGUUCUUGUGAUCAUUUUGACCCCACGGGGUGAGAUCUUGCGUGGAGCCCCAGAUCGAGGGAGAUUAUCAGUGGUCUUGUAUGUCUUCCAUUUCCUAAUCAUUGCUCCCACAGUUGAUUUCUUCAAACCAAGCUGCUUACCUAUUGCAGAUUCAGUCUUCGCAGCCUGGUUCAGGUCUACAAUUUUGUUUCUGGUGUCCUUUGACAGCUCUUUGGUCUUGGCCAUAGUGGAGUUUGGAGUGUGACUGUUUGAGGUUGUGGACAGGUGUCUUUUAUACUGAUAACAAGUUCAAACAGGUGCCAUUAAUACAGGUAACGAGUGGGGAACAGAGGAGCAUCUUAAAGAAGAAGUUACAGGUCUGUGAGAGCCAGAAAUCUUGCUUGUUUGUAGGUGACCAAAUACUUAUUUUCCACCAUAAUUUGCAAAUAAAUUCAUUAAAAAUCCUACAAUGUGAUUUUCUGGAUUUUUUUCUCUCAAUUUGUCUGUCAUAGUUGACAUGUACCUAUGAUGAAAAUUACAGGCCUCUCCCAUAUUUUUAAGUGGGAGAACUUGCACAAUUGGUGGCUGACUAAAUACUUUUUUUCCCCCACUGUAUAUGGACGCAAUAUGGCAGUAACUCCACUUUUCCCUCUGAUAGGUUAGAUGGAAUGUUAGCCAUAUUGCUAAGGUUUAGCUAUAGCUUUCCUGUCCUCACAGAUCCUCGCCAGUAUCCUGGGUAAAGCCUAGAGGUUUGUGUUUUGGAUAGGGUUUCAGUCUCAGAGCUGUGGUAGCUGUACUGUACUGUACUGAGGGGGUUCAAACCAGGAGGUUUUCUAAGAAUUUGCCCAGGAGAGGAGAGGGGGAAAAACAACAGAAGCACUCAUGGAUGGAUAAAAUACCCCACAUGUUUAGGUGGUUACGUUUUCCCAGACUCUGUACAGCCUGACCCUGUCAGUGUUGACACCACAUUCUAGAGUAUAGGCCUAGUGUUUGUUUAUGAGUAAGUCCCAAAUGACACCCUAUUCCCUAUAUAGUGCACUACUUUUGAUCAGACAUGCCAAACAGUGGUCCUUUGUAGCUCAGUUGAUAGAGCAUGGCAAUGCCAGGGUAGUGGGUUCGAUUCCUGGGACCACCCAUAUGUAAAAUACAGUGGCUUGUGAAAGUAUUCACCCCCCUUGACAUUUUUCCUAUUUUGUUGCCUUACAACCUGGAAUUAAAAUAGAUUUUUGGGGGGUUUGUAUCAUUUGAUUUACACAACAUGCCUACCAUUUUGAAGAUGCUAAAUAUUUUGUUAUUGUGAAACAAACAAGAAAUAAGACAAAAAAACAGAGAACUUGAGCGUGCAUAACUAUUCAACCUGCCACCCCAAAGUCAAUACUUUGUAGAGCCACCUUUUGCAGCAAUUACAGCUGCAAGUCUCUUGGGGUAUGUCUCUAUAAGCUUGCCACAUCUAGCCACUGGGAUAUUUGCCCAUUCUUCAAGGCAAAACUGCUCCAGCUCCUUCAAGUUGAAGGGUUCCGCUGGUGUACAGCAAUCUUUAAGUCAUACCACAGAUUCUCAAUUGGAUUGAGGUCUGGGCUUUGACUAGGCCAUUCCAAGACAUUUAAAUGUUUCCUCUUAAACCACUCGAGUGUUGCUUUAGCAGUAUGCUUAGGGUCAUUGUCCUGCUGGAAGGUGAACCUCCGUCCCAGUCGCAAAUCUCUGGAAGACUGAAACCGGUUUCCCUCAAGAAUUUCCCUAUAUUUAGCGCCAUCCAUCAUUCCUUCAAUUCUGACCAGUUUCCCAGUCCCUGCCGAUGGAAAACAUCCCCACAGCACGAUGCUGCCACCACCAUGCUUCACUGUGGGGAUGGUGUUCUGGGGGUGAUGAGAGGUUUUGGGUUUGCGCCAGACAUAGCGUUUUCCUUGAUGGCCAAAAAGCUCAAUUUUAGUCUCAUCUGACCAGAGUACCUUCUUCCAUAUGUUUGGGGAGUCUCCCACAUCCCUUUUGGCGAACACCAAACGUGUUUGCUUAUUCUUUACUUUAAGCAAUGUUUUUUUUCUGGCCACUCUUCCGUAAAGCCCAGCUCUGUGGAGUGUACUGCUUAAAGUGGUCCUAUGGACAGAUACUCCAAUCUCCGCUGUGGAGCUUUGCAGCUCCUUCAGGGUUAUCUUUGGUCUCCUUGUUGCCUGUCUGAUUAAUGCCCUCCUUGCCUGGUCUGUGAGUUUUGGUGGGCGGCCCUGUCUUGGCAGGUUUGUUGUGCUGCCAUAUUCUUUCCAUUGUUUAAUAAUGGAUUUAAUGGUGCUCCGUGGGAUGUUCAAAGUUUCAGAUUUUUUUAUAACCCAACCCUGAUCUGUACUUCUCCACAACUUUGUCCCUGACUUGUUUGGAGAGCUCCUUGGUCUUCACGGUGCCGCUUGCUUGGUGGUGCCCCUUGCUUAGUGGUGUUGCAGACUCUGGGGCCUUUCAGAACAUGUGUAUAUAUACUGAGAUCAUGUGACACUUAGAUUGCACACAGGUGGACUUUAUUUAACUAAUUAUGUGACUUCUGAAGGUAAUUGGUUGCACCAGAUCUUAUUUAGGGGCUUCAUAGCAAAGGGGGUGAAUACAUAUGCACGCACCACUUUUCCGUUAUUUAUUUUUUAGAAUUUUUUUUAACAAGUUAUUUUUUUAAUUUCACUUCACCAAUUUGGACUAUUUGGUGUAUGUCCAUUACAUGAAAUCCAAAUAAAAAUCCAUUUAAAUUACAGGUUGUAAUGCAACAAAAUAGGAAAAACACCAAGGGGGAUGAAUACUUUUGAAAGGCACUGUAUACGCACUCAUGACUGUAAGUCGCUUUGGAUAAAAGCGUCUGCUAAAUGGCAUAUGUUAAUACAUUAUUUUAUAGCACUAACAGAUCUUGGACCAGGCUAACAUAUCUGGCUACCAAAUUAGUAUACCAUGCCCUAUACUCAUGCACAUGAACCAACCCUUCUAAUUCAAUUCAAUGGAGCCACCUGACUGAAUGAAUGGCAUGGAAAGUCUGCAUUCAUUCAGCUCUAGCAUGGCAUUGGCCUUUGUCAUGACAUAUGAGUCAGGGGCCAUGCAGGACCAUUCUAGUUGCAUUACAUCUAUGACCAGACAUACAGUAAGUUCUGUUUUAUGUCUAUGGUCAGACAGUAAGUUCUAGUUGCUUUACAUCUAUGGCCAGACAGAUGAUAGACUGAUAAACUGCCACAUGGGACAAGAGAAAGUGCUAUGCUACAAUCCAGGAGUCCAGACCUUUCAGCUAGGCCUAUCUGUAUAUAUUACUGGACUGUAUUACUAGGUUGUAUCUAGCACAUAGUGUGGGUCAGCAAGUCUGGACAUAUAGACUGAAUACAGACUGGACUGAGGUCUGAAUAUAGCUUUAAGACUGAGACAGUACCUCAGCAGGUCUGAUAAAGCUUUAUGACAGAGACGGUACCUCAGGUCUGAUGGAGCUUUAUGACCUCAGCAGGUCUGAUGGAGCUUUAUGACCUCAGCAGGUCUGAUAGAGCUUUAUGACCUCAGCAGGUGUUUAUCAUUAGAGGAUACAGAAGGCUCCUAAAGGCCUGCUGCUGUUCCAUGUGUUCUGAAACGGGUGAGGGGUCAAGGGGUCUGGAGACAGGAUAUUAUGAGUUAAGAGACUAGGUGUGUUCAGACAUGUUCCACUGACCACACAGGAUAGGCCUAGGUCUGAAUGUCCAGGUGAUGUUACUCCCAGACAUUAGUACCACAAUUGAUCAUAAAACAACAGUCUCUCCCGUGUGUCCUCCAGCUACCAUGAGGAGCUGGUGGAGUUGCAGGAGAGACCGUGUGGUAGUGCGUGUGUGUUCCUGUGUGUGGCUGUGUGUAACAGUCCUCUCUCUCCCAUGUGUCCUCCAGUUACCAUGAGGCCCAGGAGGAGUUGCUGGAGUUCCAGGAAGGGAGCAGAGAGCUGGAGGCAGAGUUAGAGGCUCAGCUAGGACAGGCUGAACACCGCCUCAGAGACCUGCACACAGAGAACCAAAGACUGAAGAGCGAGUUGGACAACCUCAAGGUAAAUGUUGUACCUCUUGGUGUUGGAAUUGAAGAAAUAUGUGAAACGGUUGGGGAUUCAGUUCAGCAAACACUGUUCCUGAGGAUUCGGUUUAGCAAACACUGUUCCUGAGGAUUCGGUUUGGCAAACACUGUUCCUGAGGAUUCGGUUUGGCGAACACUGUUCUUGAGGAUUCGGUUUAGAAAACACUGGAUUACAGUUACAGAAUAUCAGUUAAUGUCACCCAUUCACCAGGGACUGGAAACAGGGCUCAACAACCACAUCUGGAUGUCAGAAGUAAGAGUAAAGCCACCCUCCUGGAUGCCCCUGCUGCUUGCCAGAGAGAACGAGAGAGAGAGUGCUGCAUGUGUUGGCUGGCUGUCCAGCAGUUCCAUGCUCUGGCCUUGGCCUAAUCCCCAGGCCGUUCAGCAGUACACUGUAAUAGGAUGGCAGCAGGAUCAACAGGAGAAAAUAGACAACUAGAGGGAUGUUUAACCCACACUGCUAAUGCUAGCCAGCUAUAUCACUGGUUAUAUCACUAAUGCUAGCCAGGUAUAUCACUGGUUAUAUCACUAAUGCUAGCCAGGUAUAUCACUGGUUAUAUCACUAAUGCUAGCCAGGUAUAUCACUGACCAGGAUGUAUAUCGCUGAGAUAAAAGAACACAGAGCUAUGGUUAACAUAAUGCUAACCAGGAUGUAUAUCACAGAGAUCAUAGAACAUGAUGCUAACCAGGAUGUAUAUCACUGAGAUAAAAUAACACACAGAGCUAUUGUUAACAUGAUGCUAACCAGGAUGUAUAUCACUGAGAUAAUAGAACAUGAUGCUAACCAGGAUGUAUAUCACUGAGAUAAUAGAACAUGAUGCUAACCAGGAUGUAUAUCACUGAGAUAAUAGAACAUGAUGCUAACCAGGAUGUAUAUCACUGAGAUAAUAGAACACAUGCUUCUUAAUGACGAGGUGCUGUCUUUCAUGACCAUUUUCUUCCGUCCGUGGGAUAACCAUAUUCAUGUGUGGUAGACAGACAGCCGUUGUGUUAGACUACAUAUGGCAGCAACAUGUGAAUGUGCAGUAGACUAGAGAAGCUAAUGUCUUAGAGCUAAAGUUCUGUGAAUGGGCCUGGAAGGACUGGGAUUCAUGUGAGGGGGCUGUAGACUAGAGAAGGUAAUGUCCUAGAGCUAAAGUUCUGUGAAUGGGCCUGGGAGGACUGUGGGAUUCAUGUGAGGGGGCUGUAGCUUGUUCUCCUGAAUGAUGGGCCUGUCUUGAGCUGAGGCAUGUAGCUAGGCUAGCUGUGCUGUUGACCCAGACCUCAGGCUGGCCUGAUUCUGACACCUAUGAGCCAUACUUCACCCCUCGCCAGAGAACAAAGGAGUUGAAGGGAGUUCUAGAGUCUAUGAACACUAUGAGAAAGAAUGUUAACUAGCAGUCUGUUUGUGUUGGCAUUAAGAAAGUUGGCAUGUCAACACUCUCCCUUCCUGUCACCUCAGUCUUUAAUGCAACCAUCUCCACACGCACUCAUUCUCUCUCCCCCUCUCUCUCUCCCCCCCGUAGGAGAAAUUGGAGCAGCAGUAUGCUCAGAGUUAUAAGCAGGUCUCCAUGUUAGAGGAUGACCUGGGACAGACCAGAGGAAUCAAGGAGCACCUUCAUAAAUACGUCAGAGAACUGGAGCAGGCCAACGAUGACCUGGAGAGAGCCAAGAGGUCACUAUAUACCAUAGUAGAACUAAACUAACCUUACUAACGCAGCCAUUCAAAUGUUUUACUUGACUUCAAGCCUAGGUUGUAGGCUAAGUGGAUUUAACUUUUGUGUUGUUAACUAAAUGAAAGCAUGUUGACUGGUAGCUGUGUCUCAGUAUUCAGAGAGUGUCUCCACUUAGUGUUAACCCAGUUAUCCAACCCACACAGAUACUGUACAUUUUUCAGCAGCUUCUGCUACUAACAGUUGUCCACCCCAACCCCUCUCCCCCCUCCUCCUCUCCCCCCUCCUCCUCCCUCCCCCUCUCCUCCCUCCCUCAGGGCGACCAUUGUAUCUCUGGAGGACUUUGAGGGUCGUCUGAACCAGGCCAUAGAGAGGAAUGCCUUCCUGGAGGGUGAGCUGGACGAGAAGGAGAACCUACUGGAGUCAGUUCAGAGACUGAAGGAUGAAGCCAGAGGUAUGAAGACAUUAAACACCUAGCUUACCUCUAUCCCCGACCUACCCUUUCUGUUAUGUGUAAUACUGCUGUAUUAAGUCAGCUGGAUCAGAAGGAGAACCUACUGGUCUCAGUUCAGAGACUGAAGGAUGAAGCCAGAGGUACGGACGGGGACAACCCCUAACUGUACCCUUCCUUCCCCUAACUCCCUGUCCCCUACUAAUCAAGGGCUUGAUGAUUAGUUGACCAGUUGAAUCAGAUGUACUGAUAGGACUGGAAUAUAUGAAAUAAGUGGAACUGUCUGGCUGGUACUUGAGGAGAGGGUUGGGAAACACUGCCCUAUCCAUUUGGUUGAAUCAUGUCUGUAUUGGUGUGUCUGAUGCCCCAGCCCUGAGACAGGAGCUGGCGGUGAGGGAGAGGACUCCAAACAGAAUGUCAUGUCUGUAAUCAUGUCAGUAUUGGUGCUUGUAUCUCAUUUCUGUCUAUCUGUCCCCCCCCCCCCCCAGACCUGAGACAGGAGAUGGCAGUGAGGGAGAGGACUACAGACAGGUUGUCAGCCCCCAGCUCUCCUACCCUGGACAUCGACAAGAUGGACUCUGCUGUCCAGGCCUCCCUGUCCCUGCCUGCCACCCCUGUAGGGAAGGGAAUGGAACACCCCUUCCUCAACCCUAAAUCAUCAGGUAGGUCAACAGCCAUGUCUUCUAACAGACCUGGGUGGAAAUAGUAUUAGUUUUCUUUCAAAUACUUUACAUGUGCUUUAUUGAGCUUGCCAGGUGCAAUGGAACCAAUGGAAGAGUCUCAAAAGUCACUCCAGGCAGUCUCAAUUAAAUGCUCAAAAUGUUUUGAAAGUAUAUAAAAACUAUUUGAACCCAGGUCUGUUUUUUUAGUUCCUUAACUUUUGGAGCUGUACCUCCAUGUGAAACAGUUUCUAUGUCUCUGUCAUAUGCUAAAUACUGUCUCUUUGAACCCAGGUCUUUACCUCCAUGUGAAACAGUUUCUAUGUCUCUGUCAUAUGCUAAAUACUGUCUCUUCCCUCUCUCUCUCCCCUCUCCCUCUCUCUCCCCUCUCUCUCCUCUCUCUCUCUCCUCUCUCUCGCUCCCCUCUCCUCUCUCUCUCUCUCUCUCUCUCUCUCUCUCCUCUCUCCUCUCUCCUCUCUGUCUCUAUCUUUCUCUCUCUGGCUCUCUCUGUCUCUGUCUCUAUGGUUCUCUAUGGCUCUCUCUAUGGCUCUCUCUGUCUCUCUCUCCUCUCUCACCUCUCUCUCUCUCUCCCCUCUCUCUCUCACCUCUCUCUCUCUCUCCCCUCUCUCACUCUCUCCCCUCUCAUCUCUCUCUUUCUCUCUACAGUGUUAACAAAUGGCUGUGGGCAUGGUAGCUCACCUCUGACCCCAUCAGCAAGAAUCUCUGCUCUUAAUAUCGUUGGGGACCUACUUAGAAAAGUGGGGGUAAAUAUCAGACCUUUGUUUCUUGUAGCAAUGUUUUCCAAUGCCAGUGUUAUGCAUCCACCCUCUAUGAAGCUAAUGUUGGCGACAAAACAUUAUGAACACUCUUCUUGAGUGAACCCGACAGUUUGGCUUCCAUCUCUUCUCUUGACUUGACAGCAGAGUAUAUUGGAAAUAUAUCCUGAAUUAAAGGUUAAAGGUUACAACAGAAUCCACAGCUUGUGAUUAGACUAAUGUAGGCCAUGUUUUUCUGUCGUUAGGCGCUGGAGUCCAAGCUAGCUGCAUGUAGGAACUUUGCCAAGGACCAGGCAGUGAGGAAAACCUACUCCACGUCAUCCACCAACAUGAUCACUGGGAACGGAAACCUCAUCAACAGCAACGCCACCAAGUUCUCCCACUCACUACACACCACCUACUACGACAAAACGUGAGUUCUGUCUCUCUCAGGAUUAUUCCCACUGUUCCAUCUAUCUCUCGGAGUUGCUCUCUCUCUCUCAGGAGUAUUCCCACUGUUCCAUCUAUCUCUCUGAGUUGCUCUCUCUCUCAGGAGUAUUCCCACUGUUCCAUCUAUCUCUCUGAGUUGCUCUCUCUCUCAGGAGUAUUCCCACUGUUCCAUCUAUCUCUCUGAGUUGCUCUCUCUCUCAGGAGGAUUCCCACUGUUCCAUCGAUCUCUCUGAGUUGCUCUCUCUCUCAGGAGUAUUCACACUGUUCCAUCUAUCUCUCUGCUUGACUUCCUGUCUGCAGUGUUAGUGUGACUCACUCAGAGAGUAUAAGAAGUGAGAGGCUGAAUGGACUCUAGCUCUAUAUCAUUUUUAACCAGAGUUGGUCUAACCAGAGUAUGUAGACACACCAAUACAGACAGAGAAUACCCAAAUAGCUUUCUAUUUGAUAUUGUGAAUGAACUAACCUCUGUGAAUGAACUAACCUCUGUUUUUCUGUGUCUGUGUUCCAUGUCUGUGGUGUUCAUAUGUCUGGUGUUGUCCCCCACAGGGCUGUGAAUGGACUGGACCACAGCACCCUGACUGCCCUGGCAUCGCCCCGGACUGUCUCCCCUCCUGGCAUGCUGCCUCUCACCGUUUAGCGUGGCACCACCCCCAACCUCUGUACAAGCUCACCACAGAACAAGGGUACCCCUCAUACUCCACCCCAACCUCACCCCAAUCUCUGCCCAAGCUCCUGUGCGCCCCGCAGAACAAUGAGAGGAGAGAACACUUGAAGAACCGUUAGUGUGUGUGUGUGUGUGU